This is a messenger RNA of Hevea brasiliensis (rubber tree), 954 nucleotides long. RefSeq lists its product as uncharacterized. Lineage: Eukaryota; Viridiplantae; Streptophyta; Magnoliopsida; Malpighiales; Euphorbiaceae. Bases 64 to 789 code for a protein of 241 amino acids. The transcript is spliced from 5 exons. The record is from RefSeq and is a predicted model, not a curated record. Gene Ontology annotation, cellular component: membrane; cytoplasm.
GGCUUAUACUUGGAUAGCGUGGGCGCCUAGGCGGAGGGGCAGUUCACGAUAUAACUUUCCUGAAUGCGAAUAGCUGAAACUAGUAUACAGACCUCGUUAAUGGGAGCUUUGGGCGGUGGCAAUGGCGGCUUUUGGGCGUGGAACUGGGAACUGAAACAUCGGAAGCCAUAUAAUUGUCGAAGUAACGGAUCCAAAUCCUCUGAUGCGGUGGUCGGAGGUGGCUACCACUUCCCUUUGAAGCAAGCCGUCACGGCGGGUUCACUCGCUCUCACCGGAGACACAAUCGCCCAAGUGAGAGAGCGCUGGAGAAACAACGAACGCUCAAAACGACGCACUAUCCUCCCUUCUCAUCAUGAAAAUAACGAUGACGAGCAUCCUGUAUGGGACAUCCUUUUGAACCAUGAUUGGCUUCGUGCAUUGCGGAUGACUUCUUAUGGGUUUCUUUUUUAUGGACCUGGUUCUUAUGCAUGGUAUCAAUAUCUUGAUUAUUGUUUGCCUAAGCAGUCAGCGAAGAAUCUGAUGUUAAAGGUUUUGUUGAAUCAAAUAGUGCUUGGUCCAUCUGUUAUUGCUGUUGUCUUUGCAUGGAACAAUUUAUGGCAAGGGAAGAUUUCGCAGCUUCCAGGGAAGUACCAAAAGGAUGCUCUUCCCACGCUGCUUUAUGGAUUUAGAUUCUGGAUCCCAGUCAGUGCAUUGAAUUUUUGGGUGGUCCCACUUCAAGCUCGUGUAGCUUUCAUGUCCAUGGGGUCUAUAUUUUGGAACUUCUGCUUAUCAUCAACAAUGAGCAAGUAGAUUCAUCUGCUUUGGUAUUAGCAAUGUCUACUUUUUAACAUGAAGUGUAUUUUUAUAUCCAUUUCAUUCUACUGGCUCUGAGCUUAAUUAGUUUUGGUGAACUUUCAUAAAGAUACCAUUCAUUACACUUGCCAUCAUAUAUGAAUCUCUUUAGUUAUUUAUUUA